GCUUGACCUACUUUCUUGACAGCUCGUACUCCUAUCAGCGUUAGUUGCAGAAAAACUCCAGUGUGGCGCAUUAAGAAACACUUUGGCAGUAACUUGAACUGACUGAAAAUGCUGUCCUACAUCAUUGGCCUCAUCCGAGGCGGUUUUGACGGCAUCAUCAACAUCAUCUUCAGACUUCUCUUCGGAAAAAGGAGACCUGCCAUCACCUUAGAGGACCCCAACAUCAAGUAUGCACUGCGGCUGAUAGACAAACAGAUUGUCAGCCAUGAUACAAGGAAGUUCCGCUUUGCUCUGCCGUCCCCUGAACACAUCCUUGGUCUCCCUAUUGGGCAGCAUAUCUAUUUGUCUGCAAAGAUAGACGGAAAGCUUGUGGUCCGUCCUUACACGCCGACCUCCAGUGAUGAUGACAAAGGCUGUGUGGAUUUGGUGGUGAAGAUUUACUUCAAAGAUGUCAACCCUAAAUUCCCAGAGGGCGGGAAGAUGAGUCAAUACUUGGAGAGCCUCAAGCUCAAUGACGUAAUUGAUUUCAGAGGACCCAGCGGCCUUCUCGUCUACAAGAGCAGAGGAAAAUUCGCCAUUCAACCAGAUAAGAAAUCUCAAGCUGAGAUCAAGACGGCCAAACAUUUGGGCAUGAUUGCUGGAGGGACGGGGAUUACACCCAUGCUGCAGAUCAUCACAGCUAUAAUGAAGGAUCCACAAGACCAGACAGUGUGUUACCUGUUGUUUGCUAACCAGACGGAGAAAGACAUCCUGCUGCGACCGGAGUUGGAAGAGAUUCAGGCCAAUAAUCCAGAUCGGUUCAAUCUGUGGUUCACCCUGGACAGAGCACCUGACGACUGGGAGUACAGUCAAGGCUUCAUCAAUGAAGACAUGAUUAGGGAUCACCUACCACCUCCCAGUGACGACAGCCUCAUCCUCAUGUGCGGACCUCCACCAAUGAUCCAGUUCGCCUGCAACCCUAAUCUUGACAAAGUCGGCCACUCCAACAGCCGCAGGUUCACCUUCUAGACGUCUGUCCUCGCCAGGUGUGACUAUCAAAGGGUGUCCAGUUAUUAUUAUCUCUGCCCUGAAAGCUUUAACGCACUCGUACAGUACAGUUACAGUGGGUAUUGCACUAUGUAUACUAUAUUUAUGCCAUGGUAUUCAUCAUGCAACAGAAUCACAGCUUGGACCAAUUCAUGUGAUCAGUAAGAGUAAUGAAAGUGAGGGAAAUGGUGAAAGACUUGAGUGUGUUUGAGACUGAAGAUGAGGAUGUAGGGAUGGAUUGUUCAGACGUAAGUUCUCAGAUUGUUUUUGUCGUAAAUUUAGACGUGAUUCUGUAUCUGUUGCAAAAAAUCCUGCUGAGGCCUCCUCCUGGUGGUUUCAACAUACCAGAAAGUUGAGGCUUACUGGCUUUUUUUGAGUGCCUUAACACUUUGCAAGUUAUUCUUAUGCACCGUUGGGAGAAUUGCGAGCACUUGCUUCGUUUAUACAAAAUUGUGUAAUUAUAAUUAUUCCAUCGCAGAUGUUGAGAAUGUUUUACUUGCUGUUUGUCAAGCAGUGUCCAAAAUGUGUCACGUCAAAGAUGUCAUUAGCUAAAACAUGUUCUCAGUCGGUUAUUGAACGUGAUGUGGAUACCGAUGCGAUGUCUUUGUCAGUGUGGCAACAGUGGCUACUUGUGUUUUGGAUAUGCAACAUAAAAGUCAAUUGCUAAUGAAUUAUUAAUGCUUCAAGUCUUUAAUUCUGUAUUAUGAUGAAGCUAAAGGAAUCUAUAAGUAUUUGAUCAUAACGGUGUUAAAGUGUUUAUCUUGCCUGUUUUAAAGGGAACUUUGAAUGAAAUGAAAGACAUUUUUUCCAUCAGAAAAUGCUUUUCUCUUAUUUUUAUUACCAAAAAAAUUUAAAAACAACAGAAUAAAACCAGAA
Messenger RNA from Scomber scombrus (Atlantic mackerel), 1902 nucleotides. Its product is annotated as NADH-cytochrome b5 reductase 3. Gene Ontology annotation, cellular component: mitochondrion. Gene Ontology annotation, molecular function: FAD binding; oxidoreductase activity. Lineage: Eukaryota; Metazoa; Chordata; Actinopteri; Scombriformes; Scombridae. The record is from RefSeq and is a predicted model, not a curated record. The coding region runs from base 109 to 1008 and encodes 299 amino acids. The transcript has 9 exons.